Messenger RNA from Fimicolochytrium jonesii, 2171 nucleotides. RefSeq lists its product as uncharacterized. The transcript has 3 exons. The record is from RefSeq and is a predicted model, not a curated record. Bases 178 to 2052 code for a protein of 624 amino acids. Lineage: Eukaryota; Fungi; Chytridiomycota; Chytridiomycetes; Spizellomycetales; Powellomycetaceae.
CCCUUCGCGAGAGCCGACGAUCACCGUAUGUAUCUCUCGCACUAUAUCUCUUGGCUUUAAAGGAAACGAUACCUUGAUCCUUUGGGCGUUACUCCUACGAGAGUAUCGAUAAAUCACUCCUUAUCUACUCUGGACAACUUUUGAACACGUCCACUCAAUUCGCCCUUCCCUUUCCAGAUGGCCGACACUAAUGGCACGGCGUUCAACGCUACGACGGAACGUGGGUUCUCUCCAACAACAUUCUUCGACGAGAUAUUCGCCUUCCUGCCGAAACUCGUAGCGGACCCACAACGCGCGAUAGAAGCAGAGCCUCACCUGGCUGGCGCUUUGGUCGGAUUAAUCAUCUUUCCCUCCCUGUUGCUCGCCUUACUCCACAAUGUGCUCGCGGGCGGGAAAAGGACGGUCAAUGCGCUGGACAACUGGGUCGCAAAGAGCUUAGUAGAGGAGGCGGAGGGAUGGGCAAAGGACGCUGCGAACGCGCCCGUCACGGAAACGCCUUGGGAGAUUGGCGUCACCAACACGGCCGUGGCAGUCGCGGAAGACGGAAACCUGAGGACAUUCGAGGCGGCUGAGGGCGGGAAAAAGGUCACGGCUGCAUUCAUCGCCGCUGCAAUUGUCAAAGCUAUUUCGGCACCCAGCCAGGAGCUUAAGGUUCAGCGGCCAAAGAUUGUCAGUUUCUUGCACAGUCGUCAAUGCUCACCGAGGGACAUCAAAGACGUUGGAAAGAAGCUGGAACUGUAUGGCAUCAGAGUGGAUACCGCCGAAGCACUGGAAGCGGAGCUUGCUCCUUACUACGAAAAGAGGAAGGCAGAUAUGGCAAAGGGCCCCCAAAUCCCGCUGGUACUACCGACAUCACCAGUAGGGCCUGCUCCCGCUGGCGAAAAGCCACAGUUUGGCCCGCAACCGAACAGAGGCUGCUUCACGUGUAAGAAGGAGAUUGAUGGCAAGGCGAGCCAAUGCAGUGCUUGUAAAGCGAUGAUCUACUGUUCUGCUGAGUGCUCGAAAAAAGACUGGCCACAACAUAAACCCAUCUGCCCAGGCUUCAAAGCGAACAUGCAACGCGUCGACAAAGAAAAGCUCCACGAUCUCCCCUUCGACUUCUACAACUCCGAAAAGCAACUCGCCAGCUACAACCAAGUCGCCUUCCUCGCCCAAAAAGACGUGCACAACGUCGGCGUCUUCCGCCGUCUCUGCGGUUGCUAUUCCCACCUUCAAUACGGCGAACUCGCCGCCGUUCAUAUCCAACAGAUGCAGUCCGGCCAGCUGGCCGACCCGCUGGAGAGGUUCAAGCUGCUCGGACUGUCCAAUGAGCUGUUCCCGUUAUCGGCGCCGUACCCUGAGGGCUACAACGUAAGGGAAAUCGACUCGUGGAAGAAGUACUAUGAGUUGAAGAAGUUGAGCAUGGAUGACCCCGCCGCGCUGGUUCUGGAGGUGCCGCUUACUGUGUGGCAUAUUCUUAACAAGUUCGUCUUGGACAAGCUUGAAACGAAACCUGAUGGCCGCCGCGCACUAACAAUCCACAUGGCCGGCGUCGAAAAGGAAGCCGACCUCUGCACGCUCUUCGAACUCCUCCUCUCCCUCAUUCCCAAAACCGACAUUGCCCUGCACAUGAUCUCCCCCUCCGUCUCCUCCCGCGUACCGCCCCAACACGCCACCAUCGGCAUCCGCAACGAGCAAAUGGACUCCACAAUCCUCAUCACUCUCCGUGAAUCCCUCUACGGCGAACCGCACAUCACAGGCGACGCCUACAAAGCCGAAGGCCUGCCCUUCGGCACGGGCAAACCGGACGUGGUCAUCAUCAUGAACUCGAGCUUGAUCUCCAGCCCGUCCUGGCUGCCCACCGUGCGUCUGCUGAUUGAGAACAGGCAAAAGACCAUCUUGACGGAGCAAAUGGAGCAUACUGUGGACAUGAUUGCCAAGCAGUUGGACUUGAUUGGGUGCCCGCUCACUGUCAAACCGGAGGUUAACCCGUUUAGGCAGCCGGUGUAUCAGUGGAAGAAGGAUACCAAUUUGCCGGGGUGGAGCAAUGCUUUCAUUUAUGGCAUCUUCUAGAUCGGAAGGAUGCGAUGUUGUUUCUCCUUACACCGUCCCGUAUGACAACCCAGUCUCCCUGAUUACAUCUGCGUAGCGAUAUUGAAAAUACACACAUGGCAUUGACUGACUGUAAAACU